This is a messenger RNA of Bradysia coprophila, 1253 nucleotides long. RefSeq names its product polycomb group ring finger 3-like lethal (3) 73Ah (gene l(3)73Ah). Lineage: Eukaryota; Metazoa; Arthropoda; Insecta; Diptera; Sciaridae. The record is from RefSeq and is a predicted model, not a curated record.
AACAAGAACACUCAGAAAUGAUUUGUUUUAUGUCGUGUCAAGUGUGUCAAGUGAUUUAGUUUUGUUGAUUAUAUUAUAAACCCAUUUCAAUUCAUUUCCAUGUUUUUUUAAUCGCACAAGUCGAUCCAAAUGGAGCGCAAGAUACAACUAAAGACCUUAAAUAAACACAUAACGUGUAAAAUUUGUCGUGGGUAUUUUAUAGAUGCAACAACAGUAACCGAAUGCUUGCAUACAUUUUGCAAAAGUUGUUUAGUAAAACACUUGGAAGACAAUAGUACGUGCCCGGCAUGUGAUAGCGUUAUACAUCAGUCUCAUCCAUUGAAUUACAUCAGUUUCGACAGAACGAUGCAAGACAUUGUGUACAAAUUGGUUCCUAAUCUACAAGAAAACGAAACGAAACGCGAAAGAGAUUUUUACAAAAGCCGUAACAUGCCGUGUCCGAAAGACAUACCGCAAAACCAUGACGAUGACACAUUUAACGAUAGUCACGUCGACUCGGAUUAUCACCGUCAAGACGAACAGGUGAACGUGUGUCUGGAGUGCAAGAACAACAUAAAUGCGUUGAGUCGACGAUUCAUUCGGUGUAGCUCUCAGGCGACCAUAACGCAUUUGAAGAAAUUCGUGGCAAAGAAAGUAUUAAAUGGCAUGGACAAGUACAAAGAGGUCGAUAUAUUGUGCAAUGAUGAACUUCUCGGCAAAGAUCAUACACUGAAAUUCGUAUACAUAACGAGAUGGCGAUUCAAAGAUCCUCCGCUCAGGUUACAGUUUCGGCCUAGAAUGGAUCUGUAACUCUUUUUUUUUCAUCUUUUUUUUAUUAAUUUAAUUUAUUUCAUUUUGUUGUGUGUAUAACCGUGUGUGCAAGCCGAUGAAAUGAAAAACCACUCGUAUUUUAAUGUGCAUAUAAUUUACCUGUUUACAGGACAGAGACCGUUUUUUCCAUCUUUUUCAUUUGUAGAACGUAAACAUGUUGCUAAUAGCCCUGAUGAUCAACGAAAAAUGAAAAGAAAUUAUUUUCAUUUCACUGAUUAAUUUGAAACAAAUACAAAGAGUUAUUUAAGUUGACAGUUUUGAUGGAUAAUGCAGAAAAAUCAACAGAAUAUUUAACUGGGUGAAUUUGUGAAAUGGAUGAGAAAAUAGUUUAUAUUUUGUAGUAGAAAAACAGAAUGGAUUUUUGAUAGAAUUUUUGAUUAAAACGUUUCUGUAAAUAAAAGAGUUAAAUUCAAACAAACUAAAAGAACUAAUUGACAAAAAAA